UGCUUUUAGCCUCCAGCCCGCCUCAGCUAUCACACAUCCUGGCUGACAGCGGCCUGUGUCAGCUGACAGCUGAGCGAAACUCAGCUAGCUUCCGAGUUAGCAUGAAGAUGGUAUGCUGUUUUGUUUUUUAGUUUAUAAAUACGCUUUAUUGUGUUAGUUUGAAUCGUAACGGGUUAUAAAACCCUCAGGUCACUUAAAAUGAUGUGAUUCAGGUUUAAAAUGAAGCUAUCUUCUCUGAGUUUUACUUUGGUUUAGCUUUACGGUGCAGGUCCUCCUAGCAGCCGUGCUAAUUGUGGUGAUAGUAGCUGACUUGCUUCUUCAAAGGAAGCAGCUUAGCGAGUUAUCCCAAUUAAUUGGGAUAAGGUAUGUGAGCAGCCGCACCAGACUCACGGCUUCCUUUAAGGUAAAUGUUGUUUAAAUGGCCAAAACUGAGCAGGGAAAUGGACUGGAUAUGCGGGAAAGUAAAGAGCUGAAAGACUAUGGUAAAAGUAAUAAACAUGGAUCGGAACCAGAGGUAAAUGGCAAUGCCUUCUUUGAGGAGAAACAAGUGGACCGAUACGGCUUCACCGGGGGUGCCCAGCAGUAUUCAGCAGAAACCGUUGAAGAGGUUCCCAUUGAAGUGCUGAGACAGCGAGAGGCAAAAUGGCUCGAAAUGCUCAACAGUUGGGACAAGUGGAUGGCCAAAAAGCACAAAAAGAUAAAGGAAAGAUGCCAGAAGGGAAUUCCUCCAUCACUCCGUGGUCGAGCUUGGCUUUACCUCACUGGGGGCAAAGUCAAAAGGGAGCAAAACAAAGGCAAAUUUCAGGAACUAGAUGACCAGCCUGGCGAUCCUAAAUGGGUUGACAUCAUUGAGAGAGACCUUCAUCGACAAUUUCCUUUCCAUGAGAUGUUUUCAGCUCGGGGUGGUCAUGGGCAGAAGGACUUGUUUCGUGUGUUGAAGGCCUAUACGCUGCAUCGUCCUGACGAGUACUGUCAGGCUCAGGCUCCUAUUGCAGCUGUUCUUCUGAUGCAUAUGCCAGCAGAGGAUGCAUUUUGGGUCCUUGUUCAAAUUUGUGAGAAAUACCUUCCUGGUUAUUACAGCAAAGGCCUGGAGGCCAUCCAGCUGGAUGGAGAAAUCCUCCAUGCUCUACUGAAAAAGGUGAGCCCUGUAGUUUACCGCCACCUGGAGAAUCAGAAACUGGGGCCUAUUUUGUACAUGACAGAGUGGUUCAUGUGUGCUUUCUCCAGGACUCUGCCCUGGGCCUCUGUGCUCAGGGUCUGGGACAUGUUUCUCUGUGAAGGAGUGAAAAUCUUGUUCCGAGUUGGCUUGGUUCUUUUAAAAUGCACUUUGGGAUCUCAAGAAAAACUGAGAAGCUGUCCUGGCCUUUAUGAAACUAUGGAACUGCUCAAAGCAAUACCACCACAGUACAUGCAAGAAGGUUUCCUGGUGCAUGAGAUUUUAGAGCUGUCGGUGUCCGAGAAGGACAUUGAAAAGGAGCACCGAUCUCAGCUGCGCCUGUGGAAGGAGUCUCGUGGAGAGCUGCAUUGUAAGUCUCCUCCCAGAAUGCACGGGGCCAGAGCAGUUAUUGCCGCAGAGCCUCACAGCAGACAGGACCUGAAGGAGAGACCCACCAUCAUUGUGGAAUCUCCGCUCUUCACUGUUCCUGCUGAUGCAAAUAGAAAAUCCAAAAAGGAUAAAGAAAAAAUAGAAGAAAAAAACAUGUUUGAAGAGGGUGGCGUUAGCCCGCACAUUCCUUCCAAAGAGCCCUCACCUCUGCUCAGUGCUCACACAGAGCAGGGUUCCAACGAGAGCCUCAGCAGCGCAGAGCAUGACACCUACCUGUAGCAGCAGAGCGCUAGUUUACAUACUAAAGCCCACUUCCUAGUAACAUAUAUGAAGGCGCUAUUCUUUGAAGUGGAAUUACACUAGCCAAUGGCCUACAUAAACAUUACUAUGCAGCACUGAGGACUGGGAUGUUACUUUGAUACUGCUCUAUUUUCUAUCUUUGUAAUUAUUUUUUCAUAUGGGGCAUUUUCUGAAAGAAAAUCCAUAAAAUCAAAUAUAUUAUUUUUCAUCAUAGGAUAUUUAUCAAAUGUAAAUUUAGUUGAUUCUAAAGAUACUAAGUCACAUUUAGGUGAACAUUAAAAACAAAUGUUCACACCGUUAUCAGGGAGAAAAAAGCUUUGUUUAAAUUUUGCUUCAUCGGGACAGCACAAAAGCACAAUGAAUACCAUUUUUCAUCAUAUGAAGUCUUAUUGAUAAGGGAGUUUACUUUGCCCACUAAUUACUACAUUGUCAGUGCUGGGAUAGAUCCAGUUUUCUUGAAAUCGCUUGACAAAUAUGAAAGGAGAGAUGGAGUCUUUUAUAGCAGUUGGGCACAAGAGGGCGCCAUGGCAUUAUUAUUUGCUCUGUACACUCCAAAACGUACCACAGCGAUAACGGAUUCCAAAGACACCUCUCCAGAUAUGUCAGGUUCUUAUGUUAGAGAGUGUGAAUAAUGAUUUGUAUGAAGGACACUACAAAUUGCUUGUAUGCUGCUUUGCUGUCUGAUUGAAGAACAGAUUUUUUUUAAUGAGCAAUUUUAUUUGAAGUUAGAUAUAUUUUAUUAUAUUGCCAAAUCACCAAUACCUGCAUUAUUGACAGGAUUUAUUCCAUCAUUACUCAACAAGUGUAGUGUAGCCUCACAUAAGGCAGCCAUAAAUACUGAAGGAUUUUAAGUAUAUAGUUUUGUUUUCUUAAGUGAACAAUUGAUCUCCAUUUGUAAUGAGACAUGUUUUGAUGUUUUUAUACAUUUAUUUUUACGGGUUCAUUCUUUCCAUACAGAAAGCACUUUCACUUUCACUUAAGAUGGUGAAGCUCAAAGCGCCUGAUUGUUGAAUUAUUUUAUUUUAUUAGAAAGACAAUCACCAGCUCUUUUGUAUUAAAUUGUGUAAACAAUAAAUCUGAAUCCAAUCACA
Boleophthalmus pectinirostris (great blue-spotted mudskipper) is the source of this 2937-nucleotide messenger RNA. RefSeq names its product TBC1 domain family member 10A-like. The record is from RefSeq and is a predicted model, not a curated record. NCBI's taxonomy places the organism in Eukaryota, Metazoa, Chordata, Actinopteri, Gobiiformes, Gobiidae.